AUGUCUGACCUUUCAAAACAUAACAAGACCGAAUUAAUAGCCGCUUUAUCCAAACUUGAAAUCAAGUUCACCAGAAAGGAUACCAAAAAGGUUUUACUCAGUAAAUUACAAGAGUACAUUGAAGAAAAUGAAAAUGGCCUCGAGACAGUUAAACAAACCCUCGAAGAAUCUAGUGGUGCAUCCGGUGAAGGAGAUGAAGAAGAAAUUACAAUUGUUGAUUCUGAAGACGAAGAUGAUAUUACUGAUGCAAAAAUUGCCGCUGAAGAUUUAGGUGAAGAAGAAGAUGAAGAUGAAGAUGAUAAAGAUUAUCAAGCUCCUCCACCUUUCAAUGUGAAAGAUUGGGUAGUUGAUCCAUUGAUUAGUAUUUAUGAACAAGGUGUUGAUAAGUUUUAUGAAAUUGGUGAUUGUGUUGGUUUAACUUUUACUAACUAUAGUUCUAAAUUAAGACAGCAAUUAUCUUCAACUGUUACAUUAAAUUAUUUGGAAUUGGUUAUUGAAUUGGCUGUUUUCUUAUAUCAAUUUGUAUCAAUUGUACCAUUAAAUGAAAAUAAAUUAAUUCCUCAAUCAAUAAUUCCAAACCUUCCAUUCCUUGGUACUUCCACUGUAUCAACUUUUGAAAUUACUGAAUUAUUCACAUCCAAAGCAAUUUCAAUCUUCUUUUUCUGGGUUGUUACUUCCAUCUUAGGUCCAUUGGUUAUUUCUUAUUACUUGAAUUUUACAAGAAGAAUUGUUGAAUUUGAAGAAGAAACUCUUUUAUUCAGAGUUUACGAUUUUGAUCCAUUUAUCUUUGCCAUUUCCAAAGUAUUCCUUUUCUACCUUGUUGGACAUGAAUACAAUUUACUUCAAUUGGUUGAAGGAGGAAAUAUUUUGUGUGCUAUUAAGAACCAAUUCUUGAUUUAUUCACAAUUAUAUGCCAAAUUUACCUUAAGCUUUGGAAACUGGCCAUAUGUCAUUGGGGGUGUGAAUGUCUUGAUUGCCCUUUAUUCUCAAUUUGAAGAAUAUUAA
Molecule: messenger RNA, 1005 nt
Organism: Hemisphaericaspora subhashii
Lineage: Eukaryota; Fungi; Ascomycota; Pichiomycetes; Serinales; Debaryomycetaceae
Exons: 1
Coding region: 1-1005 (334 amino acids)
Cellular component (GO): membrane
Source: RefSeq, a predicted model, not a curated record